Molecule: messenger RNA, 867 nt
Organism: Nanorana parkeri
Lineage: Eukaryota; Metazoa; Chordata; Amphibia; Anura; Dicroglossidae
Gene: CSKMT
Product: methyltransferase like 12
Exons: 3
Coding region: 1-867 (288 amino acids)
Molecular function (GO): S-adenosylmethionine-dependent methyltransferase activity
Source: RefSeq, a predicted model, not a curated record
AUGUAUGCCGGCUCUUUGGAAGCAGACCUGAUCGCCUUCUGUAGAGAUGUGGGCGUGACCGGUGGAGAUCAAACUGAUGGAAGACCUGACCUCCUUGCUGCAUCAGUCUCCACUCCAUUAUUGAACAUGUUCAGACUUCACCGCCUGUGGUUAAUUUUUCGCCAGCCUAGAGCACAAUAUUUUGGGACAGAUGCCGGCACCAACGAGAAGGGAGAAAGUCUUCGAAACAGUAUGGGUGAUAGUAGAACUUGGGAUAAUAUUUACUCAAAUAAUUGCUAUAAUGGAUUUUCACAUUUUGACUGGUUCUUUGGGUAUGUACAUCUGAAAGAUUUCCUGUUCUCCCUUAUUAAUGAAAUUGCUCCGGAUAAGCACACUGGGUCACCAAUACGUGUGCUGGAUUUGGGUUGUGGCACUUCAGAUGUUGGAAAAGGUUUAUUUCGUGACUCUCAGCUUCCACUUCUAAUAUCCUGCAUUGAUAACUCCGCUCCUGCAAUUCUUGCUAUGAGAAAAAAACUUACAACUGAAACACCCAUAGUGCCUGCGCAUCAAGAUUCCCAUCUGGAAUAUUUAGAAAGUGAUGUUACUCAUCUCCAUAGUUUUCUUUCUGGUAGUGUAUCGCUUGUCUUGGAUAAAGGGACCUCUGACUCUCUCUUGCGCUUAGGAAAGGAGCAGGCUCAAAAAAUGGUGUUGGAAGCCCUACGGGUUUUGAAGAAAGGGGGUAAAUUGGUUCAGUUCACUGAUGAAGAUCCAGAUGCCAGACUCCCUUUUUUGGAAAAUCUUGGAGCCCAACCAAAUGUGACAUUUCAUGACCUAGGGAUUAAUGAUAGAGUGACGUACUAUGCAUAUAUCGUGACACGACCCUCAUAG